ACUGCUACCAAGUAUGCAUUAACAGGUCCGUUUUUCGUGUGUCACAUGAAACCAAGAAUAAGCCGGCGAUGCGCGGGGCGCAGCAUGAAUGUAAGCGCGCAACAAACCCAACCAACAUGACCAUUGACGACGAAAACUUUGUUUCUCGAUCUCGUUUGGAAUUCGGAACUCAACGUGCCGGAUUGAUUGAUGUGCUUCCUUUCAACAUUGUCAACAACGUCUUUUCAUACCUUGAUCAAAGAGAUUACUUGACUUGUAUGGCAACAUGUCGCAGAGGGUACAGCAAAGUUCCCCAGUAUGCCAAAGCCGUUGUAUGGAAAACGGUACAAUUCACAACACGUGAUAUGUGUCAAAACAACAAGAACAACCAUCGUGUGCGCUGCCUUGGAACCCAUGUCAAAAAAGCUAUUUUUAAAGCAUUCAAAAAGGAAGACGAGCUGUAUAACGUGAUGCGCAAAGUGUUUAACGAAUGGGGCUGUAUUGAAAUCGAAUCAAUAGAAAAUGUUCGUGGUCCCGAUUGGUCAUCAUUUUUCGCACCACUUUGCAUGACACAGCUGCGUUCACUGACUCUUACAGACAUUACUUGGAAUGAUCCUGCCGUGCUCUUCACAAUGCUUAACCAUUGUCCCUGCAUCGAAGACAUGGUUGUCAAAGUAAAAGACGCUUCUUUAUUACCGCUUUCCGUUGAACUGUCAGAGGUGGAGCUCUUGUGUAAUCCUUUGCGACAACUGCAUAUGCUCGAGCUGUCUUUUUUUGGCUUUCGAGAUGAACGAGCGAGUAUUGCAUUUCUGGAACGAGUACCUGCACUGGAAGAACUUACUAUGGAUUACUCCCUCAUGGCAACAAGUUCAAUUGCUGCUAUCCAGCGUUAA
Molecule: messenger RNA, 872 nt
Organism: Zychaea mexicana
Lineage: Eukaryota; Fungi; Mucoromycota; Mucoromycetes; Mucorales; Lichtheimiaceae
Exons: 2
Coding region: 69-872 (267 amino acids)
Molecular function (GO): protein binding
Source: RefSeq, a predicted model, not a curated record